UCCACUCACGACCAGAACCCAAUCGACCGUAUUGCCAUGAAGUGGACACCUCUGCUGCUUGCUGCUACGGCUGCCGCUAGCGAUGUGCUCAAAUUAACCGCAAAGGACUUUGACGACACCCUCGCCGACAAAACACUUGUUCUUGCCGAGUUUUAUGCACCCUGGUGCGGGCACUGCAAGAAGCUUGCUCCCGAGUACGAGACGGUUGCUACCACCCUCAAGGAAAAGGAAGACAUUGCCAUUGCCAAGGUGGACUGCACGGAGGAAGCUGACUUGUGUUCAAAGUACGACGUCAAGGGCUAUCCUACCCUCAUCCUCUUCCGUUCCGAAGGCUCUCAGACUCCCUACAAUGGUCAGCGAACGGCAGAUGCCAUCAUUUCCUACAUGAGCAAGCAACUCUUGCCUGCCGUCUCCACCCUCACCUCUGAGACCUUUGAUGACUUCUCCAAGAGCGACAAGGUCGUGGCUAUCGCCUUCUUUGACAAGAGUGACACUGCCUCCAACGAGACCUUCACCAAAGUUGCCGGAAUCCACCGUGAGGAUUUCCUCUUUGGUGCCUCCAACGAUGCCGAGCUCGCUGAGAAGCACGGUGUCAAGAUGCCUGGUGUUGCUGUGUUCAAGACUUUCGAUGAUGGCAAGGAUCUCUACACUGGUGCCUUUGACGCCGACUCGAUUGCUGGAUUCGUCAAGUCUGCUGCAAUUCCCUUGUUGGGCGAAAUUGGCCCCGAGACGUACCAAGGUUACAUGUCAUCUGGUAUCCCACUGCUCUACCUCUUUGUUGAGGAAGAUGAGCACAAGACAACCAUUGGUGAAUGGCUUUCCAAGAUUGCAAAGGAAGUGAAGGGUAAGCUCAACAUUGCCACCAUUGAUGCCAAGCAGUUUGGUGGUCAUGCCGCAAACCUCAACCUGAAGGAGUCCUGGCCUGCUAUUGCUAUUCAAAACACCGAAACCCAGGAGAAGUUCCCCUUCCCACAGGACGAUGAGAUUAAGGCUGAGAGUGUCGGUCAGUAUAUCAAGGACUUUUUGGCCGGUAAACUCUCGCCUAGCAUCAAGUCUGAGGAGAUUCCUGCUGAGCAACCCGAUCACGUCUACACAUUGGUGCAAAAGUCAUUCAACGACAUUGUUCACGACGAGAAGCGUGAUGUCCUUGUUGAGUACUAUGCUCCUUGGUGCGGACACUGCAAGAACCUCGCUCCGAUCUACGAGAAGCUGGCUGCCGAGUACAAGGGAUCUGCUGACAAGGUCCUGCUUGCCAAGAUUGACGCCACUAGCAACGACACACCCGGCGAGGACAUCAAGGGUUUCCCAACCCUUCGUCUGUACCCUGCCGGCAAGGACAAGAAGGCUAUUGAGUAUGAAGGUGACCGAUCCAUUGAAUCCCUCCGGGAAUUCAUCAAGAACAAAGGUACCCAUCAGGUAGAAGGUGUCAUUGGUGACGAUGACGAGGCUGAAGAUCCAUCCGAGACUCCUGGUGUUGCUGCUGCGGCUGCAUCGAUGGCUGCCAAGGUUGUUGAAAAAGUUGCUGAAGCUGUCGGUGAUGGCGAUGAUCUCGGCGAAGACCUCAAGGAUGAGUUGUAAGGCUCUUUCAUUUUUGGUGCAUCAUUUUUUUCAUCGAUGAUGCUGGCAAGGAUGUGUAAUCUCUUCUAUAGUGACAGGUUCGCGUCAGUGCUAGCAACGAA
Messenger RNA from Protomyces lactucae-debilis, 1679 nucleotides. Its product is annotated as thioredoxin-like domain-containing protein. Lineage: Eukaryota; Fungi; Ascomycota; Taphrinomycetes; Taphrinales; Protomycetaceae. Gene Ontology annotation, molecular function: protein disulfide isomerase activity. Gene Ontology annotation, cellular component: endoplasmic reticulum. The transcript is spliced from 4 exons. The record is from RefSeq and is a predicted model, not a curated record. The coding region runs from base 37 to 1578 and encodes 513 amino acids. Gene Ontology annotation, biological process: protein folding; response to endoplasmic reticulum stress.